Malus domestica (apple) is the source of this 1045-nucleotide messenger RNA. Its product is annotated as vacuolar protein sorting-associated protein 22 homolog 1-like. NCBI's taxonomy places the organism in Eukaryota, Viridiplantae, Streptophyta, Magnoliopsida, Rosales, Rosaceae. Gene Ontology annotation, biological process: protein transport to vacuole involved in ubiquitin-dependent protein catabolic process via the multivesicular body sorting pathway. The record is from RefSeq and is a predicted model, not a curated record. Gene Ontology annotation, cellular component: ESCRT II complex.
GAGAAUUCAACUCCCACAAAACUAUUUAUUGCAAAUUAAGAUUUUGCCAAGUUAAUGGUUGGGAGUUGGCUUCCCGUGCUACCUCAUCGUCCUCAACUCCACUGAAGCGGGUCGCGGAAGAAGAACAACGAUGAGGAGGAGACCUGGAAUCGGCGGCUUGCAGAACGCCGCUGCCUCUAGGGACCAAUAUCGUCUGCUGGGCGAGAAUGUUGCCAAGAUCAGAACCGAUCUCAUGAAGGAGCAGCUCACCACUUUCCGAACGCAGUUGGAAGAUUUCGCUCGAAAGCACAAGAAUGACAUUCGAAAGAACCCAGCUUUCAGAUCACAAUUUCACAACAUGUGCACGAAGGUCGGAGUAGAUCCCUUGGCAUCCAAUAAGGGUUUCUGGGCAGAGCUUUUGGGGAUUGGUGAUUUCUACUAUGAACUUGGGGUGCAAAUUGUUGACAUUUGCUUGGCAACAAGACCCCACAAUGGGGGUUUGAUCAACCUGCAGGAACUCUGCCGUCUGCUUCGUCAGAGGCGGAAGAGUGACCGUGAAGCUGUUUCCGAGGAUGAUUGCCUGCGUGCUAUAAGCAAGCUCAAGGUAUUAGGUAAUGGUUAUGAGGUUAUUUCUGUUGGAAAGAGAAAGCUUGUUCGUUCUGUUCCAACUGAGUUGAACAAAGACCAUAAUGAAAUUUUAGAGCUAGCCCAGGCUCAAGGCUUUGUGACCGUCCCUGAGGUGGAGAGACGGCUAUCUUGGACCACUGGCCGUGCAAUCGAUGCCUUUGACACUUUAUUAGAUGAGGGUCUUGCAAUGAUUGAUGAUGGUCACAAAGAUGGUGUACGCCGAUAUUGGUUCCCCUGUGUAUCUUCCAUCUCCACUCCACUAGGAGCCGACAGUUAACAAACACGAAAUUUCUCAACAUAAUGGAGUUCAAAAGGGUUAUAGGUGCAUACCCAAACAUUUGUGAUUUAUUUGUAUUUUCCUUUUGUAAUACUAGUUGGUUCAACAGACUGCUGCUGGAUAAUGUAUUUCAUGGUAUAAAGAAGACGUUUGCAUUUGAAA